Molecule: messenger RNA, 2253 nt
Organism: Chenopodium quinoa (quinoa)
Lineage: Eukaryota; Viridiplantae; Streptophyta; Magnoliopsida; Caryophyllales; Amaranthaceae
Exons: 5
Coding region: 876-1721 (281 amino acids)
Source: RefSeq, a predicted model, not a curated record
AAAAAAAGAAAAGAAAAGAAUAUAACCGGUCCAUUCCGGUCCAAAACCGGACCGGAUAGGAACAAACAGGUCUAGACCGAAACUCGGACCGGUUGAUUACGAUCCGAUCCCCAGUCCACAAAAACAGGCGAUUUCGGGUUUCGGUCCGGUCCGGUCCGAUUUUGGACCGGUUCACAUCGUAAUUCCUCUCGAACAAACCAAAGAAGGAAAAAAAAAACCAACAAAAAAAAUACAACCUUGUUGUAUUGGCAAAGGUUUAGAGUUGGGGUUUAAGGAAGAAGUAGUCGUAUUAAGCGAGAGAAUUCCAGAGGUUGAUUCAAUAUGUGGCGAUGGCAGAUUUCCAAAUUGAGCACUAAAUCAAAACUACGGAGGUUUUCAACUUCACUCAAAUCUAAAUUUGAAGAUGAAGGUUCUUGGUCUUAUUCUACUCAGUGGUGGGGCUCUGAUUCUGAUCACCAUUCUCACUCUGUCUUUCGAGCUACUUCGACUCAUGGAAACGGCGUCGUCUCUGUCCUUUCUUAUCCUUCUUCCUUACCUGCAACAAAUCAUUGGCCGAAAACAGAAGAAUGGCUUAGGAAAAGAUAUGCAGAAGUAUGUUCAGAUGCUAAACAUGAUGAAUGCUUCAAAGUACUUGGUUACCAAUGGCGUGUGCUUCGAUUUAACGAUGUCACACGCCAGAGUGCUGUAAAAGUUAUGGCAGCUAUUAAAAUGUCUGAUACUAGUUCUGUAUACUACAUGCAGCAACCUCAUGUUCUGGCUGUUCCCUGGGUGUUUAUCUUGCUUUCAAAUUGUUUUGAGGUGCUAAACUGGCAGAUCAGAGAAUUGGAACUUGACAUUACAUUUCAAUAAUCAAGAUAAGUUGUGAUACGAAGAGUAUGGUAGCAGCUGGAUUCACUGCAUUAUCAUCUACUAAUUAUGAUCUUGUGAAUGCAGUCAAUGGAAACAAGCAAAUGCGUGUCUUAUGUGUAGGUCAUGGUGGAGGAAGUUUACCAUUAUUCAUUGCUUCUAAAAUUCAAGGUGCUGUUAUUGACAUUGUUGAAAUAGACCCUCUUGUUAUUGCAACUUCAAUUCAAGCAAUGGGCUUUCCAUUGUUUUCAGUUGCAGUUCCUUCAGGUUGCCAUGCUCUUUCAAAACCCAAUACAAUGGAUGAAGUCCUAUGGAAAGGUGUCCAUGAGAGACUUUUCCUCUAUGAAUCAGAUGCAGAGAAGUUCAUUCUCAACACAGAAAAUGUGUAUGACAUUAUCUUUAUUGAUGCAUAUGAUGGAAAUGAUAUUUUUCCUCGCAAGCUAUGGGACCCAGAUUCUCCAUUCCUUCUAGCCCUUGGCAGCAAACUCCAUCCUUGUCAUGGCACUGUGGUAGUGAAUCUUCAUUCUGAUGAUGAUUUGACUGCUGAUGCACCAGUUGCUGCUCUUCACCAGCCAGUUCUGCCUAUGAGAAAAUAUGUUUCUAGAGUCUGUCAAGCAUACAAGGAUAUGUUGGUGGGUAAAGAAAGUUCAUUUAGUAAAAACCAACUUCCUGGAGUGGGGUUCACUAUUACAGUUCCUUGGGUGUGCAACACAACCCUCGUUCUGUGUAGAGGUUUUGGUGUGGGUGCUGGAAGCUUGGACCAAGAUUUGGUUUUGAGUUCCCUCAUGUCCAAAUCUCUUGAGGUAGACAGGGAUUUAAACAUGCCAUUUUCAUGUUUACAGUAUCUAAAUAGAAGUUUUCGUCUUCGUGGUUGAUAUCUUAGAUGCGUUGGAAAAAAGCUUUUUCACUGCGGAAUGUUGUGAGGUUUUCCAGUGACACAAACGCAUUCUCCAUAGAUAUUGCCGGGAAGCUGGUUUUGUUGCCUGCAAGAUUAUGAGAUUGUGUGGCACACUUGGUACAUCACCAUAAAGAAAUCGAACACAUCAAGGUUUGAAAUCUCUUCUAAUUGUGUACAUGCUGAGUCUGUUCUUGUCAGGAACUCGUUAUUGGGAACUCGGAGCACUUAGCGUUCUUAUAUUUGAUUAGUUGCUCAAAAAAUCAAACACCUAUGCUUCUAGUACUCAUUGCUGUUCCCUCGGUUAACAGCCAAUGUUUCAGCUUUUGAAGAAGACUGCACUGGACAUUUACCUUGCACGCCAUUACUGCUAAUAGGCUGCAGUUAUCUUGAAGCAUUGUUAAUCAAUGUUAUGUAUGCAUCAUUGCUGUUCACAAUUGGCUUUGUGAGCCGUCAUUUUAUUAAUUUGAUUGAAUGGGAUGGUUUUUUCAUGCAGAGGCUCUUCGACUGAG